AUGGGGGGCUGCGUGUCGAUUGAGGAAGACCCUAGAGGCCGAGUUGGGCCCGCACCUAGCCGAUCGUCGUCCCGCGCAACCCACUCAAACCGCGUUGCACCGCAAAGCCCCUCUACAGCAAGCAAGCUCUCGGCGCGCAAGUCCUCCCCCAUGCGAUCCCCCUCUUCCGCUUCGGCCUCCGCUUCCGCGUAUCGUUCCGGCGGACUCCUCCCAAAAUCCAACGAGAGCAACAUUAGUGCCGCCAGUGGCGGAAGCGGAAGCGGCCGUCGAUCCUGCCCGCAAACACCGCGCGGGAGUUCCGCCAGCGGCUUCCGGACUCCCCCUGGCAGCGGCGGGCUGGGUUCCGGCCGACGCGGCGGCGCACUUGCGGAUCGAACGGCUCUGGCGAACAGCGGCGUCGCCACGUCAUUGCUGCGCGAAUUUUCGUACCAGGAGCUAUGGAUAGCGACGCGGAAAUUCGAGAAGGAGGGGAAGCUGGGGGAGGGCGGAUUCGGGAGCGUUUUCCGGGGAACGAUCGAAGAGGAUGUUUGCGCUUCAGGCGCGGGGAUGGGCGCGGGGAGCGGAGAGGGCGGGAAGCGGAAGCUGCAGGUUGCGGUGAAGGUGUUGAAUCAGGGGGGUCAGCAGGGGGAGACGGAAUGGAAGACGGAGGUUCGGUACCUGAGCGAGCUUCGGCACCCGAACCUGGCGGCGCUGCCUCUAUUCGCUUUCCCCCUCUCCUCUUUCAUGUUCCCCUGUUGCUCUUCCCUCACCCGCCUCUCAAAUCCGCCCCUGUCAUACGCCAUCCAGCCUCUGCCAUGGGCGGUGCGCAUGAAGCGAGCGCUGCACGCUGCCGCUGUUCCCGUAUCCCUUCCCCCCCUCCUUCUCAUCUCCAUUCCUGUUCCCCCCUUGCUUCCCCCCUUUCCCCUGCCCUUCCCCCCUGCCAAGCGUCAUCCAGCCCCUGCCAUGGGCGGCGCCAUCCAGCCCCUACCAUGGGCGGUGCGCAUGAAGGUGGCGCUGCACGCGGCGCAGGGCUUAGCGUAUCUGCACGAGGAGGCGGACCGGCAGAUCAUCUACCGCGACUUUAAGGCGUCCAACAUUCUGCUGGACGAGGACUUCAAUGCAAAGCUCUCUGAUUUUGGGCUGGCAAAGGACGGCCCCGAGGGCAGCCAGACGCACGUGUCAACGCGGGUCAUGGGCACAUACGGCUACGCCGCCCCCGAGUACAUGAUGACCGGCCACCUCACCGCCAAGUCAGACGUCUACAGCUUUGGAGUCGUGCUGCUCGAAAUGAUUAGCGGGCGGCGGGCCAUGGAGCCGGAGUUCCCGAGGCGGCAGCAGAAUAUCGUCGAGUGGGCGCGGCCGUUUCUGGUCGAUCCAACGAAGAUGCUGCUCUUGGUGGAUCCGAGGGUGGGCGGCGAGUACUCGGUGAAAGGCGCCCAACGGGCAGCGGUUUUGGCACGCAAGUGUCUGAACAAGGACCCGCACGCGCGGCCGCUAAUGUCGGAAGCGGUUCGGGUGCUUUCUUCGAUUCAAAACUUGACGGAUCUUGCGAGUAAGCUGGAGCAGGCUCAGCGGCUACACGGUGCUUAG
Closterium sp. Naga37s-1 is the source of this 1569-nucleotide messenger RNA. NCBI's taxonomy places the organism in Eukaryota, Viridiplantae, Streptophyta, Zygnematophyceae, Desmidiales, Closteriaceae. The record is from the annotation of a GenBank genome assembly.